GGACACCGUCCGGAGGGUGCUCUGCGGCGGGGGCCGGGAUGCUUCCGCACUGUUUCGACCGGACCGCCGUGCCGGAACACCCUUAUCAGAAGGAUCGGAGUUAGAGAUGGUAGUAGACUCGGAUCUCAGUCGGCCUUUUCGGGUCGUAAAUCCGAACCGAGAAAUCCGAGCAACACUCGUAAUAAAUAUGUCUACGAGCGCGAAUGUGAAACGACCUCCGUCGUUUCGGAAGGCCUGCCCUUUCGGACUCAAUGGCCAGCAAGAUGCCACGGUUCGAAGAACUGUGGCGAAGUACACGAUAGUGCUGAGCUCUAUCACGCUGGAGGCAACUGAGUCGCUCCUGGACGAAUAGCCGAUGUCCUGCGGACGCUUGGAACGAGAGCUCAGAGUUCUCACAGAAGCGAUCGCAUCGUUGGUCAAAUCGCCAAGAUCCUGGACGGUUACUCGAAAAGAGAGAGAACUCCAAAGGAGACGGCCAUGCCGCUCCUGAUAGCCAAGGUCCUCGACGGACGCUUGGAAAGAGAGUCACCCGUUCCAUACGGAGGCGACCAAAACCCGGCUCCUGACUCGUGGCAACGCAGAAAACUCACAGCUGAACACAGUAGAUUCUAACCAUAAAGCCUCACAAACCCAGCAGAGUAUAUCGACACUGCCUUCUACUUAGGAGAGUUGUAUAUUGCGGUGGUUCGAAUCUAUACUACACGCCAAAACUGCAUUAGGAAAGCCUAGAAGAAAGCAGGUCGGGGUAAGGAUGGGCGCUACAAGUCGCGCACAGACCAGACACCCCAGAGAUUGCCACAAUUUGCGUUGGGUCAUGCGAAGGCGUAUUGCUUGCUAUCGCGCUCAGUUUAUCACCCGGGCGGCCAAAUCUUAGCUGCGAGCAGUAGAAUCGGUGAACGCGUCGCGUAGCGGCUGCGAAUGGCACUAGUGGCUACGCGCGGGGCGCCGGCGGGAACACCGUGUGCUCGCCUGCGAGAAACCAACGGGAGCCAGGCCGUCCGCCACGCAGCCCCGACUCGAUGACUAUAAUAAUGCAUGGUGCGGCAAUGCGAAUGAAUGUCGUUCUUUACAUUUCCGAACAUAUGUCAUAGUGUUAAUAUAUCGACCAAUGCAAGACUGUCUUGUACAAUUAUUAUGUGAUUGUAGCUACAUGAUAUAAUUAUGAUAGGUAAUUAUACAGAAUACCCCCCUCACUUCCGAUAUCGACGAAAAAAUAUUUAAUCGACGCGUUUUUGCAAGAGAAACAACUUUUCUAUUUGAAAAAAUCGCUCUGUCUUGUGGAGCGAGAUAUUAAUUGUUAAAGUUGACGGCAAUUUAGGUUAGAAAAUCUGUCACAUUGACAAAAUGUUUCGACAGAUACAUGCCCCGCGAUGUUAUGCGCAUGCCCUGUGGUCACGUGCAUGUUCAGUGGCUACGUGCGCAUGCUUGAGUGCACGAAAUUUGAAAUGUACGAUGCAAAAACAAAUGAAGUGCUACAUAAUUGUAGUAACAUUAAUAUUAUUCAGCUCAGCACAAUGUUAAGCUUCUUACAAUUUGGACAUUUGAGUGAAUGUAAUGAGAAGCUAAUAGAUUUUUUAAUUCAGCAUGGUGUGUUGGCAGCUACAAUUAAGUGUACAAAAUGUGGCAAUGAUAUUAAUCUAAAUAAAGAAAGAUUAAUAUAUCGAUGUAGAAAACGGUACUAUGUAAAAAAUGUACAUAAGAAACGUGUAUUAAAAUAGUGCGAUACAGAUAAAAGUGCGAAAGCAGUGGUUCGGAGACAGUAAUCUUGACGUACCAACAGUAUGCAAAAUUGUUGCAUGUUUUUUAAUGUUAAGAUUUCUACGUCAAGAUGACACCCAGGAUGAAAAUGGCGUUGCGUCACCGACCACGAUUGUUGACUGGUUCAAUUUUUGCCGAGAGGUCUGUGUGUUUUGGGCUGGCAAGCAUAGCAAGAAGCUUGGUGGCCCAGGACGCAUAGUCGAAAUCGAUGAAGCAAAAAUUGGCAGAAGGAAAUACAAUCGUGAUCGGCUUUUGCGAGGUCUUUGGAUUUUUGGAGGGUAUGAACGAGACACGAAGACGAUUUUCAUCGUUCCCAUACAGGAUUGGACGGAAGAGACACUCUUGGCAUGUGUCAAAGAGUGGAUUUUGCCAAGAACAACUAUUAUAUCAGAUUGUUGGAAGUCUUAUAAUUGCUUAAGCAAUGAAGGCUUCCAACAUCUGACUGUAAACCACUCUUAUAACUUUGUCGAUCCUGAAAGUGGUGUGCAUACACAACAUAUAGAGCGUGUUUGGAGAGAAGUUCGCAGAAAUAUUCCAAGAUAUGGUAGUACUAGAGAAUAUCAUGCCUUAGGAUAUUUGUGUGAAUUUCUUUUCAAACGCGCUUUGGAACGAAUUGAAAACUUCGAUGUCAUCGCGGAAUUAUAUCCUCCAAUAUUCAUUUCCGAAAAUCAGCUAGAAACAUCUGACGAGCCAUGUACCAGCACUACAUAAACACGUUUCUUAUAUACAUAUUUUAGUACCGUUUUCUACAUACAUUAAUGUUUUUUAUAUUCAUAUUAUUGCCAUAUUUUCGAAACUUAGUUGUAGCUGCCAACACUGA
Molecule: messenger RNA, 2578 nt
Organism: Harpegnathos saltator (Jerdon's jumping ant)
Lineage: Eukaryota; Metazoa; Arthropoda; Insecta; Hymenoptera; Formicidae
Exons: 3
Coding region: 1807-2469 (220 amino acids)
Source: RefSeq, a predicted model, not a curated record